CUUUUUUCACCGUUUUAAUUCUAUUUCCCUGAAUAUGCAGGAGCUAUUCCUCUCUCUAUAUGGUAACUUUUCCAAAAUAUUGGCGGAACGCCUACCUGAUCCGUCCAAAGCUGGAACAUUGCGUGAAUUAAAGUCUAUCAACUCAGAUUCAAUGGCUGUUGACCUAGAAGAAUCAUCUGCGAUGGAGGUUGACAACGAGAAUGGAGGACCUAAGAAGAGUCAGUCAAAUGGGGAGGGGGCAAACAAAGUCUAUAACAUAGGAGAAAAAGAGCAGUGGUGUAUAUCAACACUAGGCUAUGUCAAGGCAUUUUCACGGCAAUAUGCUUCUGAGAUAUGGCCUCUCAUUGAGAAAUUGGAUUCGGAAGUGUUAACCAACAAUGCUCAUCCUCUUUUCCGGAGUGCAGUUUACUCUGGCCUACGUAGACCCAUCAAUGAGGCGCCGUCUGACUGAUCAACAACUCGAAUUGCUUGUACCAUUUUUAACAUCUCACAAUUCCUCUUCCUUGAGCAAAUAUUUCUUGUUGUAAAUUAGACACGCGGAUAGAAGUAAAUGAAACUCAAUUUAUCUU
Molecule: messenger RNA, 569 nt
Organism: Rubroshorea leprosula
Lineage: Eukaryota; Viridiplantae; Streptophyta; Magnoliopsida; Malvales; Dipterocarpaceae
Source: the annotation of a GenBank genome assembly